Messenger RNA from Nelumbo nucifera (sacred lotus), 1361 nucleotides. RefSeq names its product vesicle-associated membrane protein 714-like. Gene Ontology annotation, cellular component: membrane. Gene Ontology annotation, biological process: vesicle-mediated transport. The record is from RefSeq and is a predicted model, not a curated record. NCBI's taxonomy places the organism in Eukaryota, Viridiplantae, Streptophyta, Magnoliopsida, Proteales, Nelumbonaceae.
CACCAUAGAUCUCAGCAGUAGCUGAUCUUCUGGGAGUUAGACUGGGACGUGGACUUUCUGGUGGGCGCCUGGACGGUGACAGAGCGGGUUUUCAUUUUUGAGCAACGCUCCCCUUCCUCUCUCCCUUCUCUGUCUUUCGACUGAGGUCUGAAAGGUUUAGUAUGUGAUUUGAUCCGUCGAAGACGGAAAUAUAGAAAAAACAGAGUCCCGAAGCUCUGCAACAAUGGCGAUUCUCUAUGCAGUGGUGGCGCGAGGGACCGUCGUUCUUGCUGAAUUCAGUGCCGUCUCCGGAAACACUGGUGCCGUUGCACGAAGGAUCUUGGAGAAGUUACCCUCAGAACACGAUUCCAGGCUUUGUUUCUCGCAGGAUCGGUACAUAUUUCACAUACUGAGGUCCGAUGGUCUCACCUUUCUCUGCAUGGCGAACGACACCUUCGGAAGAAGAAUUCCGUUUUCCUACUUGGAGGAUAUCCGCAUGAGGUUCAUGAAAAAUUAUGGCAGGGUGGCUCAGAUUGCACCUGCUUAUGCAAUGAAUGAUGAAUUUUCAAGGGUCUUACAUCAACAGAUGGAAUUCUUCUCCAGUAAUCCCAGUGCAGAUACUCUUAACCGUGUGAGAGGAGAAGUUGGUGAGAUACGCAGUAUCAUGGUGGAAAAUAUUGAGAAGAUACUCGAAAGAGGUGACAAGAUUGAACUUCUCGUUGACAAGACUGCAACAAUGCAAGACAGUUCUUUUCACUUCAAAAAGCAAUCUAGGCGUCUUCACCGGGCUCUUUGGAUGAAAAAUGCCAAGCUCUUGGCCAUGUUGACAUGCUUGAUAGUUGUGUUGCUGUACAUUAUCAUAGCUGCUUGUUGUGGAGGCAUCACUCUUCCUUCAUGCCGGUCUUGAUGCAAUCUUGUUGCUCUGUGAAGUUCUCUGAGCUCUGCAAUAGCCACAUUUCAGAAUGUUACCACCACUGUAUGUUCAAAAGGAUGCUUCACCUGCCUGAGGAGUUGGAUUUUCUUUGUUUGCGAAUUGUGACAUCUGUUGUGUCUGCGGAGGCCCCACAAAUGAUCCUUCUGAUCAUAUUUUUUUCCGAUAAGCAAUGGUCCUUCCGAUCAUCUCUAUGCAGAAACUCUGAACAAUAUCUUGGGCGAGUAUUGAUUACUUUCUUGUGGGUGAUCCGUAUUCUGCAAAUGCCGGGAUUUUCUGUAUAUUAUUUUAUUAUUUUAUUGUUAUGUUUGAUUGACAAUUUACAACUUAACAUGCGUCCUUCAUAUGUUUCCACUUCCCAGUUCUAGUAAAGUAGUAAUUAAGCUUCCAAGUUGUUUGUUAAUAAGAGUGGUGUUUAAGAAAUAAAAAAAAAGAGUGGUGUUUAUUGUCU